UGAUAUGUUUCUGCUUUGAUUUCUGAAUCCCGAAGUCUAUAUGGUAGCUUCUUUCAGAUUUUGGUUUAAAAAUUUCAGAAGAUUAGAUUCAAAUUUUAUGGAACGUUGGAGUGGAGUUUUGAAGGUCACCCUAGAUUCUAGCAGUAGGGCUCCUUACAGAGUUGGAGCUUCUCUCUGCCUUUCUCUUCCCUCCAAAACACUAACUGUACCUUCUCUGAAUGCCAUAUUCUUUAAUGGAGAUCGAGUUGAAGGUACUGGUAAUCCAGUGAUUGAGAAGCUGUCGGAUCUGAGGAAUAUAACUGAAAUUCUAGUUUCUAAAUUGGGUGUCUCAAUUAAUGCUUGGGUUGUGGAGUCAUCAGUCUACAAUGGCCCUUUUGCUGUAUACAAGGAUUUUAUUCCAUCUGUCAAUUCAUGGGGAGACCCAAAAUCAUACAGUCCAUAUGGGUUUCCAGCUUCAACAUCUAUUGCCCUGCUGUUAUCAAAAUGCCUUGAAGAGCAGGCCAAAAGAGUAAUUCCAGGAGUAGAACAGAAGUCACAUUCAAAUGGAGUAUCUACAUCAUUGCCCUGUCUGCCCAAGACACUUAUCUUUGGAUUUAGCAAGGGUGGUGUUGUACUUAACCAGCUUGUUACUGAACUUGCCUACUCGAAUGUUGAUUCUAGUGAAAGCCUGAAUGAUAGAGUGAAGCACCCAGUGGAUGAAAGCUUUCCUAAAUUCCAGGAAGAGAAUCUAGUUAUACCCAGGACAAAAGACAGUCUCUUAAACAGAAUUUCUGAGAUCCAUUACGUCGAUGUUGGUUUAAAUACCUCUGGAGCGUAUCUUACUGAUCAUGCUGUUAUCAAAAGAAUCUCUGAACGCCUUGUGCUUGGAGCUGCCAGAAUUCGUUUUGUUCUUCAUGGAACACCGAGGCAGUGGAGUGAUAAAAGGCGGCCUUGGAUCAGGAAUGAGAAAGACCAGUUGCGUCAACAGCUUGAAGAUGCGGCUCAGAAGAGUGGGGGGAAAUUACAGUUUCUCUCAUGGAUAACUAAGAAGCAACCUGUAUAUCAGAUACACAUGAUGCUAUUCAAAAAGGAGCAGUCCAAAAAGGAUGCUCUAUACAAAUUACCUCAUCUCCAAAUGCUUAGUCAUAUACAUUGUCAAGAUUCUAACUCAGCUAUUUACAAGAUCACCCCAGUUUUCCCCGGAUUCACUUCCUUGUGGUCGAAGCGCUUUGCUUUUCUUGCAGUGCUACUUGCUGAUUAUUUUUUAGAUUAGAAAAUCUGAGCAUUCCUUUCCCUCCA
Molecule: messenger RNA, 1278 nt
Organism: Macadamia integrifolia
Lineage: Eukaryota; Viridiplantae; Streptophyta; Magnoliopsida; Proteales; Proteaceae
Exons: 4
Coding region: 41-1252 (403 amino acids)
Cellular component (GO): mitochondrion
Source: RefSeq, a predicted model, not a curated record